GAUGUACUAGGUUUUGCUUUUUUUGGGAGGGGUUUUUCGUUUCGUUUCGUUUGGAUGGUUUGGUUUUGGUUUCCGCAUUGGACAUAUGCGGAGCAUGCAUGCAUUUGGCUUUUUCGUUUCCUUUCCUCUCCCUUUCCCUUUCUUUUUUCUUUUUCUUUCUCUUUUUUUUGCUCGCGUUUUUCUCGGACGAACCGGGCGUUUUGGGGAUCCCUUUUUUUUUCUUCCUUUCUUCUUAUUCUUUUUUUUGUGUGCCCCUUCGUCGUCUUCGACUCGUCGUACGAUACUUACUCUGCGGUGGACGGUGGCCGGAUAAUCUCAUGGAUGCUUUGGGGUGAUUAUAUUUUUUUCUCUCCCUCUCACGAGGGGCAGGGCGGGACGGGGGCGGGG
This is a messenger RNA of Tricharina praecox, 387 nucleotides long. RefSeq lists its product as uncharacterized. Bases 86 to 313 code for a protein of 75 amino acids. The transcript has a single exon. The record is from RefSeq and is a predicted model, not a curated record. Lineage: Eukaryota; Fungi; Ascomycota; Pezizomycetes; Pezizales; Pyronemataceae.